This is a messenger RNA of Spodoptera frugiperda (fall armyworm), 4142 nucleotides long. RefSeq names its product lysophospholipid acyltransferase 6 (gene oys). Lineage: Eukaryota; Metazoa; Arthropoda; Insecta; Lepidoptera; Noctuidae. Gene Ontology annotation, cellular component: membrane. The coding region runs from base 519 to 2036 and encodes 505 amino acids. The transcript has 11 exons. Gene Ontology annotation, biological process: lipid modification. Gene Ontology annotation, molecular function: acyltransferase activity. The record is from RefSeq and is a predicted model, not a curated record.
CAACCAAUAACAACACUGAAAAUUAAUAUUUUUGUAACGUAACAAGGGAGUGGUGCGUAGACAGAGAAGAGGUAGUGGUGCAAGUACUGCGAGUGGCAAGUGAGUGGUGUGAUGUGUAGUACGAGCUAAUGGCUACUCUAUGUCUAUGCAUCGUCGAUCGCCCGUCCCCGUCCCCGUCAGGCUUCAACACAGCGUCAACAGAAGCAAAUGACGUUUCUGUUCGACACAAUUUUAUGAAAUUGAAAAAUACAUUGUUGUAACAAUCUCUUUCUAUAUGUACGAUAUGUAGUGCAUAGCUGACGGGAAUUGAUACUUUAUUGUACUGAUAGUUACGUAGUUGCGGCAAUUUGAAGCCGUUUAUUAUAAAGUCUCUACUGAAUAGAUGGGUAUUAUGUCGGUGUUGUGCUAACUGGCAAACAAUAAAGCCAUAAAGUGAUUCAGGAUUCAAGAAAUAAAAUCGCAGUAGCUGAAAGUACUCGAAGGCGUGUUGUCCAGCCGGUAAAUAAUUGGGAGCGACAAUGACGUACUACGAUUAUUAUGAUGGCAGUAGGAUAUUCGUAUUCCUAUCAACCAGAGUUGGGCUUCCUUUAGACUUAGUAAAUUUUUUGAUCGCACAAGUAGCUGCACUAUGCCUGGCAAGACUGUUUCGAAAACCAUUAAGAUAUGCUUCGCCGGAAUUUCGACAUUCUGUGUGCCUUGUUAUAGGUUUAACGAUGGGCUAUUUCUGUUUUGGAAGACAAGCGAUCCAUUUAUCGGUGCUACCCAUGUUAACCUACACUAUGUUAAAGAGCGUUUCACACAAAAAUAUGGGAAACGUUAUAUUGGCGGUUUCAAUGAUAUACCUAUCAUGUCUUCAUUUACAUCGACAAAUAUACCACACGGCUGACUAUACUUUAGAUAUAACAGGUCCGUUAAUGGUAAUCACUCAAAGAGUUACGUCAUUAGCUUAUUCACUGCAGGACAGUUUAACUGUAAAAGAAAGACCAACAUCAGCAAAUUCAUCAGAAGCUAAUGGCGAACUAGUGAAAAUAGAGAAGAUUCCGUCACCGCUUGAAUACUUCGCAUAUACUCUAGCCUUCCAAACGUUAAUGUGUGGACCAGUAGUGUUUUACUCUGACUAUAUUAAAUUUAUCGAAGGUGCGCGCGUCGAUGAGUUCGAAAAAACAAAACGUGCCACGGAACCAUCGCCGCGUCGUGCUGUGCUUUACAAAGUGUGUGGUUCAGUGGCCGCUGCCUUAUUAUAUUUAAGUUUGGCUCAGAAAUAUCCUUUGGCUGUUUUAGAAGAGUUGACGGACCCUUCAUCAGAAGUGUCGCGGUCAUGGUCAGCCUUGUACCUGCUUUGGUACGCAUACUUGUCAACGUUAGUAGUGCGGUGCAAGUACUACCACGCCUGGUUGUUGUCCGAAGCAAUAUGCAAUAACUGUGGCAUGGGAUUCAAUGGCUACAACAACGACGGCACGCCUAAAUGGGAUAAAAUGUCUAACAUCGAUAUAUUUGGUUUCGAGUUUGCACAAAACUUCCGUGUAGCGAUCGCCAGUUGGAACAAGAACACGAAUCAGUGGCUCCGUGACGUGGCGUAUGAGCGCGGCGGCGCGGCGUGGCGCACGGCGCGCGUGUACGCUCUCUCCGCCGUGUGGCACGGCUUCCAUCCCGGAUAUUAUUUAACGUUUUUCGCUGGCGGACUCUUCACUGUUGCGGGUAGAAAGAUACGGUAUGUGGCUCGUCCGAUGUUUUUAGACAGCGUCCCCAAAAAACUUUUCUAUGAUUGCGUAACAUUCUUCACCACAAGAGUGGCAAUGACAUACGCCACUGUGCCGUUUGUACUCCUUCAUCUUACUCCUAGCCUCGCUUUUUACGGGAAAUUUUAUUACUCCCUUCACUUCAUUGCUCUGGGUGCAUUGCUAAUACCUGAUAAGACCAAACGAUCCAGAGGAUCACAAGUUCAAGAGAACAGCUUAUAUAGACCUAGUGUAGACGCAUUGUCGAUUUUGGAGCCAAUAGAAUCAUCAUCAAAUGGGAAGCUUAAAAUAACAUAGAAAAUGUGUGUUUUGAGGGCUCUGAAGGUAUUUCUCAUUUUCUUAUCACAAUCCGAAAUAUUGUUUUAAAUAUAAACAGUAAUUGAUAUUAACAUUGAUUAAUUCUUUGUUAAGUAUUAACUAUUACGCACAAAAUAGUAACAGUAAAAAUAUAUUUAUCUGUGAAAAGAUAACUUUUUAUUCUAACAUAACAGUAGGAUUUAUUUUCUAACGCUAAAACAGUGUUAAGUGUCCAAUUUGUAUUAUUAUCUAUUUAUUUCAGUAUUACUUCCAAUGAUAAUACAUGUUACGUAGGUAGUGACUCCAUUCAUUGACACAGGGCAGCUACCUUACUUUUUUGUUACUCAGUUGUAAGAUGGCUUAAGAUGGCUCGUAAGAUGGCUGGCCAUAUAAGCAUUAUCUUAGUAACUUAUUUCUUGUAAGUGAAAAAGUUUAAAUGACUGAAUAGGUACAGUCCUAUCAAGUAAGUGCGGGCGUAGGGCCGAUAAUGCGUCAAAGCGAAAAUCCAUUCGAAUCACGCGUACGCGCACGAAUCAUUGGUGGACGCGCAUUAGCGCCGAUUCGGCCGCGUCUUUUUAAUUAAAGCUCUAAUGUAAUGUGUGCAUUACGCUGUGGAAAUAAGUUUGAAUUUGUUAUUUAUCAGAUUUUCGUUUCGAUACGUUCUUGGAUUCUGCGCCUGUAUGAAUUGACAGAUUGAUACUACGGUUGUACAGUACAAUACAUGCCUUAUUGUUACCUAGCAAAAUACAGCUAAGAUUAAUUUUGUUUUGAAAAAACAUAGUUUUUAAUACAUAUAUAAUUGAAACAGUUGUACAAUACCUUGACAGGUAUUUAGUACUUCAGGAAUAUAUUCAUAUCCUUUUAUUAAUUGGUUAAUGGCCAUAUUGAGUCUGAAUAUUUAGAAAGAAAUAAGAAAUGGAUUUCCGUUUUUAUUUUCUUUAUUACUAUUGAAAUACUUUUUAGUAUUACUGUUGAAACCACUACAAAAUGUGAUGUCUUAUUAUUAUAUUUUGUGAAAUACUACAUAUUAUUAUGUAUUAACUACUUAUACAGAAAAAAAAAUUCUCUUGUUUUUUGCAUAUUAUACUGGUUACGUAUUUACCCAUUGUUGACUACUUAAAAAUAUUUUUCGAAUCAAACACAUUCUUGAACUACUUUUUGUAUUCUUCAUGUUAUACUACUAAAGUAAAAUUUGUUUAAAUAAAACAACAUAUCUUUAACAUAAUUGUUAUAUUUUAUAAUUAAUAGUUUAUGUGUUGCAUAUGCUAUGCAUGGUGGUUUACCUAAUGCACUUGGUCAUUUGGUCACAAUCAGCUUUUAAUUUCAAAAGCUGUAUUAAGUAAACCAAGCAAGCAUUUAAUAUAAUUAAAUUUUGAAAUGUAUUUUAAUGAAAAUAGUUUAAGGUUUUAAUUUUAACUGGAAUUGCCAUAACAUCGCAAAAGGCAUGCAUGAUAGUUAUAGUAUCUACUUUAUAUUAAGUUAUUUAUAAACAAUUUGGAAUAUUUGCCAGUAAUUUCUUAUUCGUAAGUUUUAAAAUCAAUUCUCAUUAUUUCUAAAUUAUAAUAAAAACAAGAGUUUAGAUUUGAAUUAAAUAAUUAAUUAUAAUUUUAUAUAAAUUAAGUUUUGUUUAACCAUCUUCAAAAGGGAGAGGUAAUCAUGUUUUUAGUUCUGCAUGCAAGAUGUGUAUUAUUUAGACCUACAGUGACAGUUGAAUAGCCUGUAAGUGUUGACAGUGAAAAAAUAUUGACUUUAAAUGAACUCAGAUAUAUACCGUAAACCAACCACCAGCUGAAUGCAAGUGUAUGUAAAUAUGUAUAAGAAAGUAUUGUAAAUCCAAUGAAGGAAGAAUGCAUAUUGGAACCAUUGUUACAUCCAAGUAAUUUUGGCAGGUUGUGUACAUUUUAUUUUGACUUAGCAUUUACAGAAUGCAUUAUUGUUUAUCAUUUGUUGAUCCAAUUAUUAUAUCUAACUGAAACUAUGUAUUGCAUCAAAUUUGUGGAUGUGAUACCAAUUUAAUACCUCAAACAUGGAAUUGUAUUUAUUUUUGUUACAAAUUAAUUUUAUAUUAAACUUAUUUUAUAUGGUUAGUAAAAAAUAUAUUUUACA